Messenger RNA from Fusarium venenatum, 2337 nucleotides. RefSeq lists its product as uncharacterized. The record is from RefSeq and is a predicted model, not a curated record. Lineage: Eukaryota; Fungi; Ascomycota; Sordariomycetes; Hypocreales; Nectriaceae.
AUGGGUUUCUUUAGCAAUAUUUUUGCUCGCAAGUCGAAUGCGAAGAGGGCUUCUAUCAAGGGCCAAGGUUACCAUUCAACUGUAGCUUCGAUUCCUCCAAUUCAAGGAACAUAUCCAGUCGCUGGAAAUGGCCCCAACGUCUUGGACCAACUGCAACGAGCAGUCAGGAAACGCAGCCAAGCUCAACUCUCAAGCACACCACGACAUGUCGACUUUGAUGAUGACUUGAGCGCUGUUCCUCCUAUGGUCCCACGAUUCCGAGGCAUAUCCCACUCACGACCAACUACUGCACCAAACCAGGUCGACAUCCAGACAUCACGACCACUUUCUUUAUCACGCAGUAUCCGAAGCUCAAAUUCAGCCUGGAGCGUCCCGGAAAAACCUGCACGAGGCCGUUCCGAGAGACUACCUCCAGUACCCUCCAUCCCGACUCAUCACCGGCGCGAGAGUUCCUUCGAUUCGUUUCAGCACAAGCGCAAUUCCUCCGUCGACAUUCUUGAUGCGCAGGGCGAACUCAGGCCUUCAAACUUUCGCUCGCGGGUUACAGCCACUGGUGCGCGAGAGUACGGAGAAGACGUUGCCGAUAGAAACUUGGGCGACAACGGUCUGAACCUUAAAAGCGCCGCCACAAAAGCACUCUACCGACUCUCUGGAAGUCAUCGCUUGGUGUUGCCUACUAACGAGCAUGACUACGAAGAAGAAGAUGACGAUUGCGCGCCUUAUCCUGGUGUUCCGCAUGGCGAUUCAGGCACAAAAAGAGACAAUUGGUCCAAGUCUGGUAGUUCAUCAGCUUGGAGGAGAUCAUAUUCUGGCUCAGUCGCUAACGAUCUAUCGAGACCCAGCAAAUCACAUCUUCGUGAAAAACGGUCCGAGUCUCCCCUGACAACUCUCAAACCAGCGCCAUUGUCAAAACAGGACCGGAGGAGAUCGUUUAAUGCAUUCGCUUCUCCACAAGAAGAAGAUGAUCGUCCAAAACCAAGACCCCUCAGUCUACACCCGUCAAUCUCGAGCUUCUCUUAUGAAAGACCCCUGUCACCUCCAACUCUAUUACCACCCAUAUCACCACCAGCAUCGCCGCCUUCAGUUCAGCGAUCCAGACCCAAGACAAGCGAAGGCCAGACUCGGCAAAGGGGUUUUGGUCGCGUCGAGAUCGACACCGUUGCAGAAGACGACGAGGAUUUUGCGCCAUUUCCAAGUGUGCCGUCGCGGUUCAGACUAUCCGAGCAACGCUCCACCUCAUACCUUGAGUCAAGUUAUGGUUACGAUCGUCACGAUUCGCUUAACGCACGACCUGAAUCAUAUCAUGGAGGACUGGCUCUCUCGUUCCCCCGCAACGACAUGUCUCAACCUCCACGUCCGUCCAGUUCUUCAUCCAUGGACAAAUCAUACAACCGGACCCGCACCAUGACUAGCGCUCGCAGCCAGCGCCUAGACAACAUCAACGAGCACAUCCCUGUGCGAACAUCAUCUCUAUGGAGAGCACAACCCUGUGUCACACCAUCGACGAUGUCCUCUGGGUUUAGCAAUGAAUUUCCCAAAUCAGUGGGCAACCACACCCCAAGUACAUCUAUUGAUGCAUCACUUCCCCCCUCCAUCAAAAUAUAUCCUGAGGAGCAGAAUAAAACAUUGGACGAGAUUAGUUAUUACAACCCAGGCGAUGAUGACUUUUCCGCUGAUACACUGGUCCCUUCACGGAGGGAAGUCGAGCGGGAUCUCGGCCAUCCCAUGAACGAAGGGAUCAACCUAGAUCUUUACCUCUCUGAUGCAAGCGAGGACUCGGUGGACUCUUUUGUCGCUUGGAAGGAGAAACGUCGCAACGAAGAGGGUCUAUUAAUGAAGGACCACUACGGUACUAACGGCGCAGCUCUUCCGGGUCUUUUUGAACCUGUUCCUAUUUUCAAGGCUGAAAUUGAGCCUCCUUCCGUUCCUCAGACCCCGUCUGAGCCCAUUGUUUCUAAACGACCCAAAACACCUCUACGACCUAGCACACGGAGUAGCAAGUCCACACCCCAGCGAUCACAACAAAAGUCGCGACAGGGCCGUAGCCGCACCAACACACCUCGCCGCAUCCCUCAACCAUCUACCCUUGACGACCAAGAUUCAGAUUCCUGGGAAGACGAAGUUCCUUCUGCACCCACAGUUCCUGGUUUCGUCUCACUCGCCGAUCUCGGUAUCAACAUUCGUGAUUUAGGAUGGGACCAAUUCGGCUUGACAGACGCCGACGAUGCCAAGGUGGACAUGCAGACAGCCAUGAAACUUCGCAAGGCGAUGAAAAACAAGAGAAGACAGCAGAAGGAAGAGGAAGAGGCAUAUGCGACUGAUGUAGAGGACCAUUGA